Messenger RNA from Meloidogyne enterolobii, 324 nucleotides. NCBI's taxonomy places the organism in Eukaryota, Metazoa, Nematoda, Chromadorea, Rhabditida, Meloidogynidae. The record is from the annotation of a GenBank genome assembly.
AUGGCUAUAUUUCGUUUAUCCUUUAUAACUAAUUACAUUUCUGAUUCUCUUAUUUCUGGUUUCACUACUGGUGCCGCUGUACACGUAUUAACAUCACAAUUGGAUAAAUUAAUUGGUGUUAAAGUUAAAAGUUAUGGAGGCCCUGGAUUAGUUUUAUUUAUGUGGAAAGAUCUGUUUAUUUCAGCUUCAAAUAUUAAUAUAUUUACUGUUUGUAUUUCUAUUUUUGGUCUUAUUUUUUUAAGUAUUGGACGUGACUGGAUUAAUCCAAUAUUUAGAAAACGUUUCAAAAUACCUUUACCUUUGGAACUUUUUUUGGUUUCUUAA